CGUCCCUUGUUUUGAACACCGACGCGACGCGCUUGGCCUCGGGCUCGUGCUUGAAACGCCGUCAUUGCGGACUAUUGCAUUUGAAGCCAGCUCACCAGACGCGAUAAAUUACCAACAAUGGCGAUGCAAAUUACUACAGGCACGUCCGAGUUGCGCGAUAUAACUAAAAUGGAGCGCAUCGGCGCGCAUUCUCAUAUUCGCGGACUGGGUCUGGACGACCGAUUAGAACCGCGCGCCAACUCUCAGGGAAUGGUUGGGCAAGCGAAGGCGCGAAAAGCCGCCGGGAUGAUUCUCAAGAUGGUGCAAGAGGGACGGAUAGCAGGUCGCGCCAUGCUUUUUGCGGGGCCCCCGUCCACAGGCAAAACGGCCAUUGCUCUAGGCAUGGCCCAGACACUAGGCCCCGAUGUGCCUUUCACGAUGAUCGCGGCCAGCGAAGUGUUCUCACUGUCCAUGUCGAAAACAGAAGCCCUUACGCAAGCCUUCCGGAGGAGCAUCGGGGUGCGAAUUAAAGAAGAGACGGAACUGAUUGAGGGCGAGGUGGUUGAGAUCCAGAUUGAUAGGAGCUUGACUGGGGCUACGAAAACAGGGAAAUUGACGAUCAAAACCACGGACAUGGAGACCAUCUACGAUCUUGGAACCAAGAUGAUAGACGCGCUUUCGAAGGAGAAGGUUCUUGCCGGAGAUGUGAUUGCUAUAGACAAGACGUCCGGUAAAGUCACUAAACUGGGGCGAUCGUUCGCGCGGUCCAGAGAUUAUGAUGCUAUGGGCGCGGAUACGAAAUUUGUGCAAUGUCCGGAGGGGGAGAUCCAAAAGCGCAAAGAGGUGGUGCACACCGUGUCUCUGCAUGAGAUCGACGUCAUCAACAGCAGAACGCAAGGUUUCCUGGCUCUGUUCGCUGGAGAUACCGGGGAGAUCAAGCCAGAGCUGCGGAAUCAAAUCAAUUCAAAAGUUGCCGACUGGCGAGAGGAAGGGAAAGCGGAGAUAAUACCCGGGGUUCUAUUCAUUGACGAGGUGCACAUGUUGGACAUUGAAUGCUUUUCAUUCCUCAACCGUGCGUUGGAGAAUGAGCUAUCUCCUCUUGUCAUCAUGGCCUCCAAUCGGGGGAUGGCCCGCAUCCGGGGAACCAAGUUCCGCUCUCCCCACGGACUCCCAGUGGAUCUGCUCGACCGGGUACUCAUCGUCAGCACGAAGCCAUACGUGGAAGAGGACAUUGCCCAGAUCAUCCAGAUUCGAUGUCAGGAAGAAGAUGUUGUGCUCACUGCCGAUGCGACAGGCGUUCUGACCCAGAUGGCUCUGGAAACCACGCUGCGCUAUGCUCUCAACCUGAUCUCCUGCGCGCAGAUUGUUGCCCGGAAGCGGAAAGCGACGGAGGUCGACGUCGAGGACCUGCGGAAGGCAUACAAAUACUUCAUGGACGAGAAGCGGAGCGUGCAAUGGCUGAAGGAGCAACAAGGUUCGCUCGUCUUCGAGGAGAUCGGGACAAACCCGUCAGCCGGAGAUGAGAUGAUUACCGACUAGGAUCGCUCAUGUGAAGAACCGCCUGCUCCCUGUGAGCGUGAUAUUGUAAUAGCUGUGUCUGCUUUCGGUGUAAUCGCUUGUUUUUAAAUGCCUCGGCCCGCUUUCGACCAGUCAUGUGCCGUUGAUUAGCCAUGCUGUGCAUGGGAGCCUGUUAGCUUGUUCUGGAGAGUCUCUGCGGUCGUUAGCUGUUGUUUGCGGGGCAAUGACGGGGAUCAUUGGCGGCAUCUACCAAUAUAGUUCUGCUCCGUUGAAUCUGCGGCCGACGC
This is a messenger RNA of Mycena citricolor, 1784 nucleotides long. The record is from the annotation of a GenBank genome assembly. Lineage: Eukaryota; Fungi; Basidiomycota; Agaricomycetes; Agaricales; Mycenaceae.